Molecule: messenger RNA, 697 nt
Organism: Mastomys coucha (southern multimammate mouse)
Lineage: Eukaryota; Metazoa; Chordata; Mammalia; Rodentia; Muridae
Product: solute carrier family 22 member 27-like
Exons: 1
Coding region: 44-637 (197 amino acids)
Biological process (GO): transmembrane transport
Molecular function (GO): transmembrane transporter activity
Source: RefSeq, a predicted model, not a curated record
CCGCACACCCAUCCUACAUAAGCGGAUAUAUCUCCUGUCCUUUAUGAGAUAUUUAUUUACAGUGUCUGUUUUUGGCCUGUCAAUUCACCUCCAACACCUGAGUUCUAAUAUUAUCCUGUUUCAGUUUCUUGUUAGUGCAUUGGGCAUGUUAGUCAGUGUUAUUGGACAUUUUGUUCUUAAUCACAUGGGACGUAGGUUAACCCACCUGGUUCCCACGUCCCUGACGGGAAUCUUCAUUCUGACUGCUAUAUUUGCACCUCAAGAAAUGCAGAUGCUGCGUAUUAUUAUGGCCACAUUGGCAGGAGCACUUUCUGCUUCAUGCAUGGCUGUCAAUCGUCUACAUACCAGUGAGCUACUCCCGACCACAUUAAGGGCAACAGGUAUAGGAGUCAUUUCAAUGAUGGUUAAUUGUGGAUUAUUCCUGUCCCCGUUGUUUAUGAUGCUAGCGAAAUACUCUGACAAAUUGCCCUGGAUCUUCUAUGGAGGCUUUUCCAUCCUCAAUGGGUUUAUAGUGUUUCUCCUUCCUGAAACCAAGAAUCAACUUCUUCCUGACUCCACCCAUGAUAUAGGAAAUGAUUGGGAAGAAUCAAGACAAGCAAAGGAGGAGGAUCUCAUCAUUAAAGUCACAAAGUUUUAAGGAACUCCUGGAAUUGUCAUCUGAUUAAAGAAUAAGAGAAAAAAUGGUGUUCAGGACAUG